Lactuca sativa (garden lettuce) is the source of this 1905-nucleotide messenger RNA. Its product is annotated as oil body-associated protein 2C. NCBI's taxonomy places the organism in Eukaryota, Viridiplantae, Streptophyta, Magnoliopsida, Asterales, Asteraceae. The record is from RefSeq and is a predicted model, not a curated record.
AUAAUUUAAUCAAACGUAAUAUCACCUUCACACGUGCCAAGCAGCUUCAACCACCUGGCAGUGUGUCAUCCCAUGACUCCGCUUGGCUCGCCACCUCUUGAAUCUUGAUUACGUGCGCUUUCUUGCUCGUUGACUACUCCUCCGUAGAAGUUAUCUACUGAUUCACCCGGCCUCUUCUCCCACACACUUCAAUCGAUAGAAAAAAACACACUUGUUAUUCCUCUUUAUAUCAAUCGCUGAUGUCUUCAACUUAUGCCACCGACGGUGCCGGAGCCGUGAAUACUGAGAUCCCGCCGGGAAAACCCAUGUCGCUGGAGCAACAAAUUCUUGACAAAGGGUCUCAAAUGUUGCAGUCCUUAAGUCCCAUCAGGCAGAUGAGCCAACAUGCUUGUACUUUUGCUUUGUACAGCCAUGACAUGUCUCGUCAAAUCGAGACUCACCACUUCAUCACGCGACUUAACCAGGACUUCCUCCAGGCUGCAGUUUACGACACUGGUGACUCCAAUGGCCGUCUCAUCGGAGUGGAAUAUAUAGUUUCUGAUACUAUCUUUGAAACGCUGCCACCUGAGGAACAAAAACUCUGGCACUCUCAUGCCUACGAGAUAAAAUCUGGUCUAUGGGUUCACCCAAGAAUGCCAGAUAUGAUUGUCAUGCCGGAGUUAAAAAAUCUAGCCAAAACUUACGGCAAGUUUUGGUGCACAUGGCAAACUGAUAGAGGUGAUAAACUUCCAUUGGGCCCUCCAUCGUUAAUGAUGUCUCCGCAAGCGGCGGAGGAUGGGGUGGUGAAACCAGAGUUGGUGAAGAAGAGAGAUGACAAAUACAACUUCUCAAGAGAUGAUCUGAUGAAGUCGAGGAUUGAGAUUCCGGAAUCAGAAUGGAUAAACCCAACAGCUGAUUACUGGAGGCAGCACAAGAAAUGUUUUGAAGUGGACGUAGAAAGCACGGAUAUGAAGAAACUGUGUGCUUUCCCUUAAACUGAAUGGUUUGUACUCGACUUGCAGAUGGUAUAGGUGUAGAUUUCUUUGUAAUAAACCUAAAGGAUUAUACCCUACUCCUUUACACAACAGUAUAAACAUCGUAUAAACGAAUGUGUUGGCACCUACACAGACAAGACAAAGUCACAUACUGAAAAGAAAAGCAAACACAAUCGAAAAUGAACCGAAAAACAAUUAAGGUAUAUGUCUGUCAUAUGUAUCUGCACGUGAGCAUACGAUUAAGGUUGUAUGUCUGUCACAUGUAUCUACACGUGAGCAUACUAUGAAGGUGUUGUUAUUUCAAUAUUCUCUCUCAACACCUGCUUCCACUAGGCCCAAUAUGUUGCAGAAUUCAACCAAGUAUGUAGGCUUUUUGUAAACAAAUCUGCAGCUUGUUCUCUGGUGUUUACAUAUUGUAAAUCAAUUUCUUCUUUAAGAACCUUCUGGCGGAUAAAAUGAUGGUGGAUUUCUUUAUGCUUGGUCCGGGCUAGAGGUGGUCACGAAAGAUAGGAACCUGAUACUCCGCAUCUUGAUUCAUACUGUAUCUUUUAACAGUUAAAAGAGCCACACUCUCUUCAGCUGCCAUUGCAGCAGCAGGGUACUCGGUUUCGGUUGUGGAGAGGGACAUAGUUGGUUGAUGUUUGUUGCACCAUGACACAAGACUUGAUCCAAUCAUGAAGACAUAACCAGUAUUGGAACGUGGAGUGUUCAUGUCACCAGCAUAGUGAGCAUCACAGUAACUGAUAACAUGCUUCCUGAUUUCCUCUUAAACAUAAUUCCAUGGUUCAAAGUUGUCUUGAUGAAUCUCAACACUCAUCCAUCAAGAUGAGGUUUUCUAGGAUUUUGUAUGUACCUCCUUAGGCCUCCAAACACAAAUGCAAUAUCUAGCUUUCUCAGGGUUGAAUAAAUAAGGAUUCCCAGGGUCUUUUUA